Phaethon lepturus (White-tailed tropicbird) is the source of this 2313-nucleotide messenger RNA. RefSeq names its product topoisomerase I binding, arginine/serine-rich, E3 ubiquitin protein ligase (gene TOPORS). Lineage: Eukaryota; Metazoa; Chordata; Aves; Phaethontiformes; Phaethontidae. The record is from RefSeq and is a predicted model, not a curated record. Gene Ontology annotation, molecular function: ubiquitin protein ligase activity. Gene Ontology annotation, biological process: protein monoubiquitination; protein polyubiquitination.
GAGUGGUUGAAAAUCAAAGUAGAAUGCCUGGUCUGCAAGCAGUCUUUCUAUUCUAUUUUACACAGAUUUCAUAAUGGAGAUGACAUUAAGGAGUACAUACUCAGACUUUCAGAAAAUGGUUCUUCUUCCAGCCCCAAUGGUUGGAGAUUUCCUUAUCAUAACACCCUAACAUGGGAACACCAUACUUCAGCUGAAUUCAUCAGUCUUGCCCUAUGUCCUUUUGACUUAGAAGUAUAUGAUCAGUAUGCCAAAUACAACUCUCCUGCUCCAUUGUUUGAUGAAGGGAGCUGUUCAGACUCAUCAGUUAUUACAACACCUCCAUUUGAGGCAGAUUCUCAAGAACUAGAUCACAGUUCAUCUGUGACUGGUAUUGACCAAUCCCCCCUGGGUGUUGAAGAUCCAGGGCUAUCAUGCUCCAUUUCAGGAGAGAGAGUUCAGGCAACAUUAAGUUCUCCUCUAGAGGUUUCAGAAAGUUCUGAUGGGUUCUUUGCUGUGGAGAGACUGAACAAAACUCAGUUACAGGCUAAUGCUGACUUAAAUGACAGUGACUGUUCUUUGGACAAUUGUGUUAUUGUUGGGUAUGUUAAGCCAUUAGCUGAGAGGACACCAGAAAUGGUUGAGCUGUCUUUGGUCACUGAGGAGUCAGUCAGGAAAGAGAAAAAGGAAGAUGUGAAGAAACAGCAGCAAACUCAGUUUCACAGUUGUAGUGACAGUGAACCAAGCAGUAGUUCUUUGCCAUAUUACUCCAUAUAUUCAGAGAAUGUAGGUAGGUGUAAAAGCUGCUCAUCCCUUGCACCGAAGAAUCACGGAAUCACAGAAUCAGAGAAUCACAAAAUGAUCAAAUGUAAAGUAAAAGAUCUGUCUCCACAGGACUUGAUCUGGACCCUCUCUUGAGGAAGUGACACAAUGUGCUCUCCUUGUAAUCACAGAUUGUGCAGAAAAAGAAAGUCCACAAGUCCACAAUUCUGUUCACAACAUAGUCAAAACAGCCAUGGAUGUAGGACUUGGAAGGAGCAUUGUGGCAAAUGUCAAUUUAGAAGGAGGUGAUCAAGAACCAGAGAUAGUAGCAUACACAGGAGCAAAAGAAACAAGAGGAUGUUGAGAACUCAUGACACCAGCAUGUCUCAAGAAAGGCAGAGAGGCUCUCUAAGUCAUGAAAGCACUACACAGAGAGAUGUAAGUAGAUCACAAACAUGCAGCAAAGGCCCUGGCAAAACAAGAUCAAGAACCAUAGACAGUCAUCAUUGUUAUAUGAGAGACAGUUGCCAAAGCAGAUACCAUGAAGAUUCUGCUUUUUGUAGCAACAUGAUUGAAGAUGUCUAUGAAUCCUCAUGCAGGAGGAGGACUCAGCCUAAUGCUCACUAUUCAAGGCAAGCUACUAGUCCAGAAUACAUCAUACAGUCUUCUACGGAAAUGAUAGAUCUGCAUAGAUGGAGGGGACUCGAUGAGAGACACUAUUGUUAUUAUGAAAGCUGCAGGUCAAGGAGUCGAUCAAGCAACAUUUCAAGGACACCUUCUGGAAGUUCUGACGGAACUAAAAGUGAAAAGCUUGUUGGAAAAAAGAAGUACAAAACUGACUACUUGGACAAUGUAGUCAAGGACAGUACAAUUCUGGAGAAAGCAAAUGACCACAAGAAAACUUCAUCAAAAUUCAGUGACUGCUAGAAAAAUGAAGAUAACCUUUCAGACAAUCAAGCAAGCAGGGAGAUGAAGUGUAAGGAAAAAAAGUUAAUUCCAAGUGUGGAGACAAUUUUUAAAGGAAAAAAAACAAUGAGGCAUCACAAAAAGAAAAAGUAAAAACAUAAGAAUAAACACCAGAAAGAUCACAGAAAUAACUUGGCACAUUCUUUUCCAAUUGUGAUUACAAUUGAUAGUGAUAGUGACAAGGAGCUAGAAAGUAUGGAAUUUGACAGCAGCAUUACUUGGACAGGCACAAGUCAGAUAAAUGAGCAGGAAAAUAAAUCUCCAUCUUCUUUUCUGGGAAUGACAGAAUGUGAAGAUAAUGAAACCGGAGUCAGCUAUGAAACUGGAGUAGUCCCCAAAAGUUAUAGUUUUACUACCAAAAGUAGGGUCUUAGAUGGUGACAUUAGAAAUGCUGAAGGAGAAACCGCAACUGAUCAGAAUCUUGUUGUAAUGGAUACCAGAACUAACACCUCUCACACAGAAAUUGUAACUAACCAUGUUCAAGGUACAUAAGCAGCAUCUUCCAGCUCCAGUCAACUGUCUUCUCCCAGGACUUCCUUCCUAGACCAUCCAGAGGAACGAAAAUUGAUACUAAGACUGCCGAAGAGAUUUGCCAACAGAUACUGUUAG